Messenger RNA from Phialemonium atrogriseum, 1902 nucleotides. RefSeq names its product nucleotide-diphospho-sugar transferase. Gene Ontology annotation, molecular function: alpha-1,2-mannosyltransferase activity. Gene Ontology annotation, cellular component: membrane; Golgi apparatus. The coding region runs from base 357 to 1652 and encodes 431 amino acids. Gene Ontology annotation, biological process: protein O-linked glycosylation; protein N-linked glycosylation; cell wall mannoprotein biosynthetic process. The transcript has 4 exons. NCBI's taxonomy places the organism in Eukaryota, Fungi, Ascomycota, Sordariomycetes, Cephalothecales, Cephalothecaceae. The record is from RefSeq and is a predicted model, not a curated record.
ACAACGCAUUUAACGUGCCCACUGGCCAAGCCUUUUUAGCUUGAACCCCAAUAUCAUCCCUCCUUUUCAAGGCCAAUAUUCUUGUCGACCCCCUUCCACUUCUCAUUCCCAUCCCCGUUCUUUUUGUCAACCCGGAUCAUGACGACCUGAUUUUGAGGAGCAUGAUCAGGAACUGAAAGUCCUGAAUCGAUUUCCAUGAUUGGCCGAGGUCCUCUUCAACUAUAUCGGAAACUGGGGUAGCCUUCGAAUCCGAAUCAUCUUUCAGCCCAUCUCCGAUCACCUUAAAUCACAACGCUCCGCCCAGGCCAGGGCUGCUGCCAUCUACCUUUCGAUUCAAACUCAAUUUCUCACCCAUCAUGGCCGCCGGCAGUGCUCGCUAUGUGCGAUAUAUUAUUUUUGCUUUCUUCGUUAUAGCGGUGUUCUACCUCGUUACGAGCUCGUCCUCCGACAUCGUUCCCUUCGGCCCAGCCAAAGAAUAUGGUGGCCGUCCUGAGAAGGUGACACCGGAGCCGCAGGAGACACAGGUGGGCGGCGAGUCGAAACAUGAACAGUCCGACAACAAGCCCGCAACCAGCAGCGCCAACCGUGUCCCGGACUUGGAUCCAAAGGAGUUCCCCAUGGCUAUGUCCCCCAUGGACGACGGCUGGAAUGAUCUUAGUGGCAUCGCUUCCGGGCCCCGCGCAAACGCAACCUUCGUCACGCUUGCUCGCAACUCGGACAUAUGGGAAAUUGCGCGCUCGAUUCGCCAGGUCGAGGAUCGCUUCAACCGACGAUACAAUUAUGACUGGGUGUUCCUGAACGACAAGCCCUUCGAUGAGACAUUCAAGAGGAUCACGACCUCGCUUGUCUCGGGCAAGACUCACUACGGCGAGAUUCCCAAGGAGCACUGGUCUUUUCCACCGCACAUCGAUCAGGACAAGGCUAAGAAAGUUCGCGAGGACAUGGCCCGACGCAAGAUCAUCUAUGGCGACAGUAUCAGCUACCGGCACAUGUGCCGCUUUGAGUCGGGCUUCUUCUUCCGCCAGGAACUCAUGCUGAACUACGACUAUUACUGGCGCGUCGAGCCCAGCAUCGAACUCUUCUGCGACGUCCACUACGAUCCUUUCCGUUUCAUGAAGGAGAAUGGCAAGAAAUACAGCUUUGUGCUGAGCCUGUACGAAUAUCACGAGACGAUCCCAACGCUGUGGGACAGCGUCAAGAAAUUCAUGAAGAACCACCCCGAACAUAUCGCCGAGGACAACGUGAUGGGUUUCCUCAGCGAUGACAAUGGCAACACCUAUAACAAGUGCCACUUUUGGUCUAACUUCGAGGUCGGCGACCUGAGAUGGCUUCGAUCUAAAGCUUACACCGACUACUUCGAAUCCCUCGACCAGGACGGUGGAUUCUUCUACGAGCGUUGGGGUGACGCACCGGUCCACUCCAUCGCGGCGGCCCUCAUGUUGAAGAAGGACGAGAUCCACUUCUUCAACGACAUCGCCUACUACCACGUGCCAUUCACCCACUGCCCGACGGGCGAGAAGCUGCGGACGGAUCUCCGCUGCCACUGCAAUCCAAAGGACAAUUUUGACUGGAAGGGAUAUUCUUGCACAUCUAGAUUCUUCGAGGCCACCGGCCUUGACAAGCCCGAGGGAUGGGAGAACCAGCAAGAGUAGAGAACGGACGUAUGUCAAAACGACAAUAGAGUUCAAGUGUAGUACCAUCAUCAAAGUAAUGACGUUUCUUCUAUCCUUAAGCCCUCGAGAGCGGCUCUUUUGGCUAGGGAAAAACAGGGCACACCGGCGUACGGGUUAUAAAGGAACUUGGCUUGGAAAACGGGGAAAGUUAACCACACGGAUGGCCUGUAAAUAUAUGCUGAUUACAGUUCCCAUCAAGGUGGAAAUUGAUCAUUCACUUCUUCAGUUA